This is a messenger RNA of Phymastichus coffea, 3781 nucleotides long. RefSeq lists its product as uncharacterized. The coding region runs from base 404 to 1960 and encodes 518 amino acids. The record is from RefSeq and is a predicted model, not a curated record. NCBI's taxonomy places the organism in Eukaryota, Metazoa, Arthropoda, Insecta, Hymenoptera, Eulophidae. The transcript has 5 exons.
UUGCACGACAACUUUCGUCGUUAUUUUCGGUGCCCUUUUGCACAAAUAUAUUUUCAAGCCUACACGAAUUGUAAUUUUUUUGUUUGAGUUUUCUUUGUUUCUGUUUGAUGCACGAUGAUUAAAGUAUGUGGGAUUACCCUACGACUUACUUCGUGAAAUAAAAAAGGUGUGUAGCGUGUAACGGCAGCUGCCGUGCGUACGAGAUUGGGUGAGAGUCAAGAGUCUACAGAAGACAGAGAUAGAAGACUACAGCCCGCUGUUUAGCAAUCACACAACCAGUUUACAACUGAAAGAGAGGUAGUUUUUAACUGCCGCGGUGUAUACGUGUGUUACAUUUUCUUACCACCGUGAUUUUUUAGUAUUCUAUUUUUUUAAAUCACUAUAAUUGCCUUCGAGUAGUAAGAUGUCGUGCUUAUUUUCAUCGUUGUUGUUCAGACCGACGCAAUUACCUGCAGUAAGAAUGGCAGGUGACGACCACCCGGAGCUGGGCGGCUUUAUGGAUGCGAAGCUGGCAAGUUGCCGAAACAUGAGCCAGCGAAUGAAAAAGCGCACUUUAGCGCCGUGGAAAGUGUGGCGGCGACAUUGGUGUACGGUGCGGAAGCUCGGAGUGGGUCGUGGCAUCGAAGUGCUGCUGGAUCAGGGUUACGGUAGCAAUCCAAACGCCAAUGACAAGGACAAUAUUAUCAAAAUCCCAGCCAACGCCGUGAUUUGCCGCACGGAAUCGCGUACCAAGCCCUAUGCGUUUGGUAUAUUUCCAGCGAAGGAGCGCAAGCCGCUGUUGUAUCUGGCGGCGAGUUCCGAGAUCGAGAGUCAGCAAUGGAUGGCUGGUAUCAGGCAGAUGCUCAGGCCGAGGAGGCAUAGAUUCAUGGAGGGUACCUAUGCCGUGUCGAUGGUCGAUAACGCUCACUCUAGAUCGUCCGGGAUGACUGGACUAUACGGAGACCUGGUGGUCAGUCGAUCGGGGAUCUUCGUCAAAGACGUUCACAGCGGCGAGAUCGUAGAGACGAUCGAGUGGAAGGAAACAAGUGACGUACACUUAGCAACCCACGGCAGCACGGAAGACGUCAAAUGUAUCUGCGUGAUACAUACCACCAAAGAGUUUCGCGGUGGUGUAGGCGAGCUACAGAUAUUCUGUCUCCACGGACCGAGGUUGAUUCGAGAUAUCGCCUCUCAAGGACGUGGUCCUCGACAAAGGCAUCAUCAUAACCAGCAACAUCAACGUCCUUUGAGUCUGAGCGAAGGCGACUUGAGGAUAGCCGUACAACAAGAAGCUACGUGUUCUCGCGGCAAGAAAUUGAGACACAAAAUCACCGCAAAUCUUGUCGAUGCUGGACUUGGUGUUCUUUAUAAUUCAAGGUCCGGUAGUGAGAUUAAGAUUUUCAAUGAGAUUAUCAUUGGCGGUCCAACGGCACUCGACGGAUUUUCGAAAAUCACGUCAUCGACGCAUAGACGAGCCAUCGACAAUGUGUACGAAACAGAACCGGCCUCGAUGAAUAAUGUCAGCGCUAGUCUCGAGGAAUUGGAGGAAGUGUCACUGAGACGUGUAUCAGGCAUAUCCAUUGCCUCUGGGAUCUAUGAGGAGAUACUCGAUGAUUUCGUCUCCACGAGAACCCGAAAGGUACCAUCAAAUCUCUAUGAAAAUCCUGAGGAACUCAUAUUGAAUUCCUCAUUAAAACUACAACCGCCACCAUUACCACCGAGACAGAGAUAUGGUUCGUCGUCCACGCAAAAUGGAAGUGUCAGUGACGAUGGAUUGGAUUCGGAAGGUGGUACGCGUUCAACCUCACCCAGUACUCAAGAAGAUGCAACACCAACACCAGAAGAUAAAAUUUCCGGGCCAAACAGUAUUCCCGUAGAUUUAUCCGAAUACGUGACAAUGUCGCCGCGUCUUCAGUAUUUGGCUUUGCAAGAACUUCAAAGGCAGGCACAAGAGGAACACAUGUAUAUGGUCAUGCGAUAAGCCCAUUUCAUCAUACUCCUCGAUGAUGACUUCGGUGAUGAUAUAUUGAGUGAUAUUAUGUUCACUCACCGCAGCUUUAUAUCAAAUAGUUAAUUUUAGCAACAUAUGACUUUCAAGCGUAUUAUUGUUAUAUACACGAAUACGCAUUUUUUAUGCUUUGAGCGAAUUAUGUAUGCGAAUUUAGGAAAUUAUCUAUUCUUCGUCUUCCUAACAAUGUGAGCUGUUUCAAGCAAAUAGCAAACAUUUAGAGAUAGCUUAUUAUGAAUGUAAUUUAUUAGGAAAGGUUGCAAGGAACGUGUGAUAUGUGUUGAGUGUAAUUAAUUUUCUUGAUUGUUGAAUGUUACAUGUGUGUUUUUUUAAUGCCAAAUGCAUGUUUUUAUUGUAUAGGUGGAGAAAGGAGACGAAGUUAUUAGGUAACGUUUAAACGAAAUGUAAAAGAAACUUUUUACAGCACAUUGUACGUAAAACAUGCAACAUAUUAAAUAACAAUUGCUUGCUUUAGCAAUUUGAUGUAGUAUUGUUAUAAUAUAGUAGGCAUUCCAAUUUUUAAACUUUUUAAACUCGUUGAGUUCGGACACUCAAGAUAUAACGUUUUAGAAAAUUUUCAAGAACGAUAAACGGUUAUUUCGAUUUUGGUAUAGAGUGGUAAGACACGCUUUAUGUAGGGAAAAUGCUAUACGUAUACUCAGUAUUAGUAUUUAUUAUUAUUGGGCACUCUGUUGUCAAUCGGUCAUGUUCGCUUCUCUAUAAGCUUAUUCCAUUGGUAAGGAAAAUCUGUAGGUCAAUUCUCGAAAUUUAAACGCAAAAAAUUUUUCAUCAUACCAUUAAAAAUAUUUUUUUUAAAAACGAUUUUAUAUAAUUUUGAGAGAUACCGAAGGAUUAAAAUGUCUAUUUUAAUAUAAAAAGGAGGUAUCUGUGACAAACAAAUAACAAAUUUCAUAUCAUAUCUAUAGUCUAUUGAAAACAAAUCUCAUAUCAACUGGAAUUCAUAUCGUAUUUACAAUAAAAAAUAAUUCAUAUACAACUUUUCUACUUUCCUAUCUUUGAAACAACACGUACAAAAAAAACCGUUGUGAUACUCAGAUAAAUUUAUACAAUUUUUGGAAAUAAGCGAAGACACUGGAAGAUUUCUUAUAUUGUACUUCUUUUUGAAUUACAAGAAUAGGCUAUCCACUGCCUUUUGCUCCGUGCCUCAAAAUCUAUCUAUUUAUCCUUACUGCAAAUUAUAGUUGAUAAAAUAUUGUUGUAAACGUGUUAACAUUGUAAACGAAUAAUUCAAACACUUAAUUUUUCUAUAGAAACUAUAUUUGGUUUUAUGUUUCUCAAGGUUUUUCUAUAUCUCUUACAUUAUCAUUAAGUAAUAAAUGCGAGUAUUUAAAGAAGACAUUUAGUUAUAUUCAUUUUUUAAGCUACAUAUAGUUAAGAAAAAGAAUCAUGAUUUGGGCAUUUUUAGUUCUGUAAUUGUUAUUUUUUUACAAGUAAGAUUAAUAAUUUUUUAUCCUUGAUUUUAUGAUAUAUCAGUGAUGAAUAACUGACAAUUUGUUAGAUUGAUCUAAAACUUCUGUUUAUGUAAAAAGCGGAAUUUGUGAUAAUGUAAGUACCAUUAUAACUCGAGACUAGUUAACUAGCUCAGCUAAUAAAAUUAAUUUGGUUUUAAACCUGUAUGUGGUUUGCUUAAAGAUUAUGUUGGCAUGUUAACUCUUGUUGUUUCUUAUAAAUGGAAUUCAAUAAAAAUUUUAAGAUUAAUUGAUAAUAUUGAUAUUUUAUUUUGAAAAUAUUUAUUGCAAUAAAAAACGCUUAUCUAUAAGAACAAGAUUUAAU